This is a messenger RNA of Penicillium concentricum, 642 nucleotides long. Its product is annotated as nitroreductase family protein. The record is from RefSeq and is a predicted model, not a curated record. Lineage: Eukaryota; Fungi; Ascomycota; Eurotiomycetes; Eurotiales; Aspergillaceae. Gene Ontology annotation, biological process: cellular response to oxidative stress. Bases 1 to 642 code for a protein of 213 amino acids. The transcript is spliced from 3 exons.
AUGGCCGAAUUCAAGAACCCCGCUACUACCACUCUUUUCGAGUUGGUCAAGGCUCGCCGCACUUACUACGAUCUCAAGGGCGAGAGCCCCGUCUCCGACGAUGUCAUUGAGCGUAUUGUUCAGGACUCCGUCCUCCACGUUCCCAGCUCCUUCAAUACCCAGACCUCCCGUGUUGUCCUACUGCUGAAGGAGGAGCACCAGAAGGUGUGGGAUAUUGCCAUUAAGAUUAUGGAGGGUCUGGUCGCUGCUGGCCACGUCUCUCAGGAGAUGUUCGAUAACUCCACCAAGCCCAAGCUGAAUGCUUUCCGCGCUGCUUACGGGACCGUCCUUUUCUUCGUCGACUAUGAGUCGCUCGCUGGUAUCAAGGAGAAGUUCGCCAUCUACGCCGACAAGUUCGAUCCCUUCGCCCUGGAGUCCAAUGCUAUGUCUCAGUUCCUUGUCUGGACUGCCCUUGAGUCUGAAGGCUUCGGUGCCAACCUCCAGCACUACAGCCCCCUGAUCGAUGAGCAGGUUGCCAAGACCUGGGGUAUCCCCGCCUCAUGGAAGUUGGACGCCCAGCUGGUCUUUGGUGUUCCCAACUCUGAGCCCACAGAGAAGGCCUUCGCUCCUAUUGAGGAUCGCUUCAAGGUCUUCGGCAAAUAA